AUAAAGGGAAAGCAGGCCGUGCGACGACGCGCGCAUUAUCGCGCGCGCGGUCACGUGGAUCGGGAAACAAAAGGCGGAACGCGACCGUGUUCAUUGAUGACGAGUCCGUCGCGUCGAUGCCGCGCGCGCCGCGCCGGUGGCAUCGCAUUACGUUAGCUCUGAAGUUGGCGCGCUCCGCGCCGUAUAUGUGCGUGCGCGCGCGCGCGAGGAAUCUCGAAUCGUAAUAACACCGUGAAUUGAAAUCGUUCGUUUCGCGAAAUCAGCAGCGGGAUCAUCCGCGGUAUUUUUCCGUCGCAACAAGUGCCUACGAGAGACAAAGGAAGAGACUUGGUCUACUUGGUGAAACCAAGUUUAUACAGAGUAGUUAUAUCGUUCUCGCAAGAAACGUGUGAAGCGGACUGUUGCUGCUGUACGAUCUUGACCGCGGUCAAGCCCCGCGAGAGCGUGACACCGCUACAUCGCGCGGCCAGAUGUUCCCCUGCGCUCGGAAAUCAGGAGGUACAAUCGGAAUCGUCGGCACGCCAGUGGGGUGGAUGCGGAGGAUGCGCGUCACGCAAACAACGGUGAGGCCGAUGGUAGAGGACAACGCGCGGUCGGCAUCGCGCGUUACAAUCGACCACCUUGGUGGCAAUCAUUGAGAACUGGCUUAUCCUGCGGUAGAUUUAGGGGGCUGUAUGGAGGCCGGGGGGCUCCUGCCCCGACAGCCCCCGCAAGGCCCCCCCGGCGUCGCCCCCGGCACUAUCUCCGUGUGCGCGGGCCAGGGCCCGAACGGGCACGCCGGCAACGUCCUCGGCCAAUCCGCGGCCGCGAUUCACGAAUUAAACGCCGGUCAGCUGGGCAUUACCGGUCAACAACAAUUGCACCUGCAGCAGCAGCAGCAGCAACAGCAGCAGCAGCAGCAACAACAGCAACAACAACAACAACAACAACAGCAUCAACAGCAGCAAAUGGGUCAAGCACCCGGUAUGGGUGAGGUACUCACCCCGAAGAGGCAGGCGAUUGUAGACCGUCUGCGACGAAGACUCGAGAAUUAUCGGCGCAGACAGAACGACUGUAUCCCCAGGUUCGAUCAGAGUUUCAACGGAUUGUGCGAACAGAACAUACAGGACACCCUGGUGCUGAAGCAACGCUUCCUCGAGAGCAAGGCCAAGCGGCAAGCCAAGAAGACGGACAAGAAGCAGAACGAUCCGAUCGGUCUCUCCAACGUUCACAUGCAGCCGAAAUUCCUCAAGAGGACGACCGAGGAGUUGGAGCCAGCCGGUGGUACUAGUGGCGAUGGCGGCUUCGGCGAGCCGCCGGUUAAGCUACAAUGCACGCAAGGGCCUCAUCAGCAUCAACAGGGUCCUGGCGGUGGUGGCGGCGGCGGGCCCCAUCACGGCCAUGGUCAGCAUCAACCGGGGAAUGGCGCGAACUCGACGGGUCCAACGCCCGGUGGUGGUGGUGGCAAUGGUGGUGGUGACGGGAACGAAGGUCUCACCAAGUUUCAAGUUCAGAUCGUACAGCAAUUGGAGUUUACAACUUCGGCCGCGAAUAAUUCACAAGCCCAAGCAAUCUCUACGAACGUAACGGUAAAAGCACUGACGAAUGCGUCGGUGAAAAGCGAUCUUUUAAAUGCGUCAUCGUCGCCAAAACCCGGUUCUGACACGUCUGCGUCAGCCGCGUCGAGACCGCAGCCUGGAAACGGCAACGGUCCCGGAGGUCCUGGUGGGCCCGGUGCUGGUGGCGGCGCCGGUGGUGCCGGUGGUAGCGGUGGAAUCGGUUGCGUUGAUAUUGGUAACCUAGUCGAAUGUAAACAGGAACCCGACAAUGAGUUCGUGGAUCUUGAACAAUGUGCCGCGGCGUUAGAGAAAGAUGCCGCAGCGAACGGCACCGGUUUCCCCGGCUUCUCCGAAUUCAUGGGCGAUGACACCGGCGACGAGAUCAUCACGUCGGAUGCAUUCAAGGAUCUCAUCUCCGAAAUAUCGGACUUCCAUCCGGAGUUUAUGAAGGACUUUGACUUUGAAGAUAAGAGCGCGGCAGCGGCCGCGGCCGCAGCUGCUGCCGCCGUCGCUAAUAACAACAACAAUGGCGGUAAUAACAAUAACGGUAUGCCAACGAAUAACGGACAGAUCAAGAUUGAGGACGAUAAGGAUGCGAUUCAUCAGCAGCAGCAACAGCAGCAUGCCAACGGCGCGAACAACGGCGUCAAUAGCAACAACGUCGGCAGUAACAACGGUAACGCGAUGCCAGCUAACUCGAGUCCAGGCACUCUUGGGUCCUCGCAAUAUUCUCCCGCUCGACUUCCUUACUCUGGAUUAGACUUCAAAUCUGAGAUGAGCCCGGCGGCGCAGACGCUCAAGCAGAUGGCCGAGCAGCAUCAGCACAAGAGCCAGCAAUUGGGUCUAGGUGGAUUCAAUCCCACGGCGGCAGCGGCAGCCGCCGCGGCAAGAGGACCAGCGGCGAGAUCCCCUUACGCCGAAUUUCCUCAAUUCGGCGGCGCUUCCGAUUACCUUGGUAGUCCUGGUAGCACCGGCCCGACCGGUGGACAAAACCAGGCCACGGCCGCGGGAACCGGCUCGUAUCACAAGAACAAUGGCACUCCAACCUUCCAGAGUCAGCAGACCAACGAUAUGUUCGUCAGUUCGCAAACUCAAUUUGCUGCAGGCCUCACGGAUAUGAAGAGGCCCCAACCAACUGCGACAGGCGGCAAGCCCGGCAUGCUGGGGCCUAGUGGCGGUUACAAACAACAAUACUCGCCGUAUGGUAGUCCGGGUUCAAUGCCGAAUCACGGUAGCCCGGGUUAUCCGUUACCACCGAGAGGAUCGCAAGGAGGUGGACCUAACCAGACCGGUUCGCAAGGACCUUUUAACACGACCUCCACGCCGCCGAGACCUCCUUCGGGACCCGGUACUUCCACCUUGCAAAUCAAUCAAGCACAGCAGCUGCACAUCGGUAAUCAGAUACAGGUGUCGGCGGGGCAGCAUUUACAGGUCACGAGCGAGCUGAAACCGGUCGUGUCUGUCGCGGCGCAGCAGGGCAUGUACUUCAACCAGCAGCAGACGCAGAAUCAGGCCGGGCCAUCGGCUAAUCAGGCCGACGCCUACUGCUCGGUCUCGCAGUCCCAAACCAUCAAUUUCACUCAGCAGAGCCUAAGGCAGCGGGCGACGGCCGCGGCCGCCGGCGGAAUGCCGCAGCCGGGUGCUGCCGGUCCAGGAACUCGAGGUCAUCCGCAGCAGGUGCCGCCGGGCCAGGUCGAUCAGCACCAGCACGCGAAGCUUCUUCAACAGCAGCAGCAAUUGAUGCGCGCGCAACAGGUGAUGCAGCAGCAGCAGCAUAUGGCAGGUGGAAUGGGAAGCGUAAGGCCACCACCGCCCGAAUACAAGGCCGCAGCCCAGGCACAGAUGAUGCAUGCUAGUAUCGGUAUGGGUCAGCAAGCGAGAUUUGCAAAUACUGGGCCCAUGCGCAGAGUUACGCAACAACCUAUGCCACCGUCGGGUCCGAUGAUGAGGCCGCAAAUGGCGCAACAACAGCAGCAGCAGGCGUUGCACGCAGCCGGCGGUAAUAUGUACAUGGGCGGCGGCGGGAUGGCUGCCAUUGGCAAUAUGCAUCAGAUGCAUCAACGGCUAGGCUACCCGAGAACCAACAAUCAACGGCCGCCCAACGUCAGCGUUGGACCUCCGGACGGUCUUGGAAACAGCAUCGCGGGUCGUGGCGCCCAGCAGGACCAAUGGCGACACGCGGUUUUGAUGCAACAACAGCAGGGCUUUCAAGCGCAAAUGCGCUCGCAAUUCAACCAGCAAAGUCACCAAGGUGCUUUCGGCAUGGGUGGCGCGGGUAACACAAUGCAAAUGACUGCGGCGCAGAUGCAACAUCAACAGUUAAUUCGUUCGCAAAACGGCGGCAUAGCUGGUUCGGGGAUGUCCAACAGCACGCAGAUGCAACAGCUGUUGACGCAACAGCACCAACAACAAACGCUGGCUAUGCAGCAGAAUAACAAUCAGAUGUCGUUGCAGAUGCAAAUGUCACAGACAACGUCUGUAAAUUCAGUCAACGUUACUGGGACCGGUUCUCCUCUGCAUCCACAUCAACAGUAUGGUGCAGGUAGCCCUGGUGUACGUAGUCUACCGCCACCGCAGCAGCACACUCAGCCACCACCACCGGCCACCACUACGGAUCCGUCCGUUACGGCUCCUGACUUUACCCUCGAAUUCUUGGAGAACCUUCCUACAGGAGACACGUCGAACUUUAGCGCCCAAGAACUGCUUAACUCUCUUGACUCUACGGCCGGUUUUAAUCUCGAUAUUCUGUAAUGGAACCGUAUCUACAGUAUGGUCGGUUUAGAUGUCGGUGCUUGGCGAUAUGCCGAUUUUACUACAAUGUCAAGCGAAUGAGAUCGACCCCUUGAAGUGUAUACUUAGCGCAAUGGUACCGACAAAUUUCACUUCGUCCGCGUAUUGAUCUGCUUUCUUCCCAUCGUGUUUUCCCUCAUUGUAUCAAACGAAUCGAUUUUCUCAUCAGUGCAUUUUUGGAAGAGAACAUCGAAUGUCCUUUUUCGAAUUUUCGAUUUUUAAUUACAAAAAAAGCAUUGUCUAUAAACGGAACGUUUGAUUCAAGUCAAUCUUAUUAGAGUUUUAAAAGGUAUGAUGGAAAUAAUAAUAUUAUGAUAGCGAACUGACUUUUUUGAGCUCGAUGUUGAGAAAACGGAUGCAAAUUGAUGAUAUGCAGGUACUUUAUUAUAUUCAAUGACUGACAAUUGCGAAUGACGACAGUUACCCACCGGUGCGACAAAGUCAUAUAACCGGUCGUAGUGCAUUCUCGGUUACCGUUUCCGCGGCUGCCGACUAUUCUUUUAGGCAAUCACAUUUUAGUAAAAUUUAAUUUUGUAAUAACCGAAGGGCGAGGGAGUUUAGCCCUGGAGAUGUGGUAGCGUGGGAUAUCAAGAGGUACGUGGAAAUCGUUCUAUCGUUUUCUCGUUGGGCAACGAUAUCCACUUUUGAGAAAAAACAAAACAAAACCAGGAGGUCGCGGUUCCUAUUUUCUUUUUCAAGUUCGCCCACGCUUGGCUAUAUCGAGAACGAUCGAUAAAUUUCCGAGUGCUCGCGUCGACGACUUCGACAACUGCGAUGACUUCGACGGGCAUUCCGCAAGACGAUUCUCCUUUCUCUUGAUUUUUCACGUUGAAAAUUCACGCAAGUAGAUAGAGAUAUUGAUAUUGAUAAGGAGGCCACGAUUAGAGUUUAUUCGACUGAACCUAUUCGGCCGCAAAAAUUGGUUACCUUGCGCCAACUCGUCGUUGCAAAACGUCCAAGAUUUCUGGACAGACGAGCCUGGCCGGGCGUUAUAAUACUUUAUAAGAAUAAUAAUGUAACAAUGUAACGAUUAUAUUGUAUCAUUAUAUCACAAUAGCGUAAUAAUAUAUCGUUAUAUUAUUACAUUAUUAUGAAAAUAACGUAACGAUAAAUAAAGUAACGUAACGAUUAGAAAGUAGUGUAUUUAAUUAUGCCAUUAAUGGCAUACUUACAAUUAACAGCAAGUCAAUUAUCAAACAUUCAAUUUUAUGAGUUUGUGACGCGCGAUGCAAAAUCGCGCGCUCAUAUGAUCGGUCCGUACAUUGGAAAUUUUUACAGUAAAGAAGGAUUGAAAAAAACUUCUUCCUAAACUGCACAUUGUUAGCACUAAUACAAAAUAAAAUGGUCCUUCAUUGUAAAUAGAUAUUAAAUCUAGAAGAAAUUCGAAGCGUUAAACCCGCACAGUUUAACCAAGUAUGUAAGAGUAAGGAAUUUAAAAUAUAUAUAGAUAAAUAUUAUAAUGAGAUAAUAGUGAUUAACGUCGAUAAUAUGCAGGUGGAAAUGCAUGCAUGAAAGAAAUUAUGCGCGACUGAGAGGGAGCGUGUAGUAAAAGACGUGAAAAUGAAUGUAUCAGCGACAGGGCACAUUUGUUAAUUGGUAAAUAUAUUUAUUAAGUUUUAAUAUCGAAUGUGCUGUGUCGCGCUAUGUCGAAGCCGCACACAAAUAAUCACGGUGAGGUAGAUUCCAUUUUCGACGCGGCGAACUACUUGUAUUUUCUAAAGGGGCAAUCAUUUCUCGGGAAUUUGCGCGGAGUGUAUCGUCGAAAUAUUCACCGUUCUUUUCUUUUUCUUAUUUUAUCAAACGGUAACAUUGAUCUUGUGCUUUAUUUUGAAGAUUUUUAAGAACAUGAAAACGAACAAAUCCUAAAGUUUGUGCUUUGUGUCAUUCGUGUAUGUGAAACUGUUAAUGUAUAAUAAAAUCACUAUGUAGUUCGAUGCUAUACAAGAGAGGGAAAGAAGAAAAGAAAGAAAGAGAGAAAAGGAAUCUGCGAUUAUUCUUCCAAAUAGCGAUACAUUCCAUAGAUAACAAAAAAGGAAUAGCGAUCUGUGGUUCGUUUAAUCAAAAGUACUGUUUAAAAAAAAACAAAUAUUAGAUCAUUUAAAAAA
Molecule: messenger RNA, 6433 nt
Organism: Acromyrmex echinatior (Panamanian leafcutter ant)
Lineage: Eukaryota; Metazoa; Arthropoda; Insecta; Hymenoptera; Formicidae
Gene: mam
Product: neurogenic protein mastermind
Biological process (GO): positive regulation of transcription of Notch receptor target; Notch signaling pathway
Cellular component (GO): nucleoplasm; nuclear speck
Molecular function (GO): transcription coactivator activity
Source: RefSeq, a predicted model, not a curated record